Messenger RNA from Galendromus occidentalis (western predatory mite), 1466 nucleotides. RefSeq names its product nuclear distribution C, dynein complex regulator (gene nudC). Gene Ontology annotation, cellular component: cytoplasm. The coding region runs from base 211 to 1215 and encodes 334 amino acids. Gene Ontology annotation, biological process: protein folding. Lineage: Eukaryota; Metazoa; Arthropoda; Arachnida; Mesostigmata; Phytoseiidae. The transcript has 7 exons. The record is from RefSeq and is a predicted model, not a curated record.
GUGGUGCGCAGAGAUAUUUCUCGAAUAUCGCGCUCCGUGAGAGUCACCUGAGAGAUAUUCUGUGGAUAGCAAUUUUUACGAAUAUCGGUGUUCGCUACGGUCCCAGUGUGUUGCCUUCGCUAGACAAUACCAGAACGCUCACGUCGCCAGGCACGUCGCCUAAUAGAAGGCUCGGGAAGUCUUGAAGCUCACAUAAUACAAACGGCGAGCAUGACGGAGAGGGAGGCACGUUUCGAUCAAAUCCUGCUGGCGUUGGCGGAACAGCACGAAGGUGGAGUACCAGAUCUCCUGAGCACCAUAUUCAGUUUCUUGAGCAGGAAAACAGAUUUCUAUACCGGUGGGAAGCCCGGCGCCGCUAGGACACUGUUGCUGGAAAAGUUUUCGAAAUUCGAGGAAAAGGCUCUUGCUGAACAGCGGAAGAAAGAGAAGGAGCUCGCUGAGAAGAAGGACCUUCUGAAAAAGACGCUCGAGGAUGAAAAACGCCGCAGAGAGGAAGGAGCGUCCAUUGAAGAAGUGACUGAUGAGCAGUCUAAGCGAAUUCAGGAAGAAAUCGAAGAGGCGAAGCGAGCUCAGGAACAGAAAACCAAAGAGCUCAACGAGACCAAGUUGAAAGCUGAGGAAGCGAGAAAACUGAAGAAGAAGUCCGAUGACGCUGAUGGUGACGACGAUGAUGAGGAGCUCAAGAACGCGGGGAAAGUCAUGCCGAAUGAAAACAAUGGCUGCGAUCUCGAGUACUAUUCUUGGGGACAGACUCUUCAAGAAAUCGAACUGAAGGUGAACGCACCGAAAGGAAUAAGUCUUCAUAAGCGAGACAUCAUUGUGGAAUUCUCCAAGAAGAAACUCAAGGUAGGCCUCAAAGGAUUCCCCCUGAUCAUUGACGGUCAGCUGUAUAAUGAGAUCAAAGUCGAGGAUUGCUGCUGGGUCUUGGUAGACAACAGGAUCGUCAUCACAAUGGAGAAGAUAAAUCAGAUGGAAUGGUGGCCCCAUCUUGUCCUGACCGACCCUGUGAUCCGCACCGAUAAGGUCGAUCCGGGAUCUUCCAAAUUGUCUGAUCUCGACGGUGAAACUCGUGGCAUGGUCGAGAAGAUGAUGUACGAUCAACGGCAGAAAGCUAUGGGCAAACCCACGUCGGACGAACAGAAGAAACAAGAAACUCUGAAGAAGUUCAUGGAACAGCAUCCUGAGCUGGAUUUCAGCCAAGCCAAGUUUUCGUGAAAUUCGCUGCCUUCAGCCCGAUCGGAUUCGGCAUCCAGCAUCGAUGAGAUCUUUUUUAUUGGCUGCAACUUGAGCAGGAGGAGCUCCUCUCGUCGGACAUCCGAAGCGUAGACGAGCUGAGAAUUCGAGAGAGCUGUAAGAGAUUUUAUUUAUCCUUCGAACGUUCGUCUGGGAGCGCCGUGGUGUCGUGACGGAGCGGACCCGACCCGCCUUCAUUUGAAUAAAACGAGACCGAGUGGAAUGGAAAAAAA